AUGGCAUUUCGAUUCAAUUGGCCCGAAUUUGACCAAGAAUUCUAUCAUGAAGCGAAAUCGCAAUUGGAAUCAGCACUGAACAAAGGCGAAAAGCCUAAAAAAAUUGUCGAUACGAUCGCUGUUAAAGAACUGCACAUGGGUACCAUGCCACCGGAACUGGAGAUCUUGGAAAUCGGCGAGUUGACCACCGAUAAAUUUCGGGGUAUUUUCAAGCUUACCUAUGCUGGCGAUGCUUACAUUGUGUUACAGACCAAAGUCCAGGCUAAUCCAAUGCAUACACAACGGGAAGACGGAUUUCGGCAUACCCGUCCUGGUAUCCUGGCCGCCGACCAUCCUUUAAUCGUACCCAUGCUCCUACGUAUCAGCGAUCUCAAACUACGCGGAAUUGUUGUUUUGGUUGUUUCCAAAACAAAGGGUAUCACUCUGGUCUUCAAAAACGAUCCUCUCGAAAGUAUUAACAUCAGCUCCACUUUCGACAAUGUCCCGAGCGUACGCGAGUUUCUCCAGUGCGAAAUCGAGAAACAACUGCGCAAUCUGUUUCAGGAGCAAUUGCCCGUCAUUAUACAUAACCUGAGCCUUCGUCACAUUCAUCAGGAAGAAGAAAAACAAAGAAUUGCCAGUAUACAGUCUUGCCCUAAACGAUCAUUUUCUGAUGUCCAUUCUACCGCCAGUCACCGUCUCAGCGUCCUCUCGUCUCAUGCUGACUAUGGUCAUCAAGAUGCAUCUGAUAUUCUGUCGGUAGCCUCCGGCGACUUGCCACCCUUGUCAGUUUAUUCCCAGUCAAUCACCCCUUCAUCCAGUACCAGCACGUCGCCCAUGACUCCUUACAUGCUUGACGAUGAUUCUAUUUUUGGUAUACCCGUGGACGAGAACGACGGCAUGUCGGCGCAACCUAUUUUCAACGACAAGGCCUAUUUCCGUCGUUCCGUAGACUACCCUCCAGUGGAAAGCUAUUUUGACCCGGCUGCCAUGGAUGAUGCUGUGCGAGAACGACGAAGCAAAUACUGCUUGUCCACUCGAAGUCGUUUCCCUGUGACAGCUGCUAACUUGUCUACGCUGAACUACCAUUACACUCACCGUUACCCGUUUAUGAUGAUGAAGACCGGCCAUCGUUUUGAUUGUUUGUUAUACAAGAAUUAUGCUUCGAUUGGCAGCAUGCAUCGGCGAUUGCACAGUCAUGAUACAGCCAGCUCAUUUGAUGAGACCUUGUCGGAACAGAGUUUCGCGCAAAGUUCCAACGUAUCUUUAGCCGCUUACGAAAUCUACGCCGAUGAUGCUGAUGCGCCUUGGUACGCCACUGAAGCGCCUGAACUUCCGUCUAUUACCAGUGCACUUCAACAGCAACAAUGCCUUUACCUGUCCCUGGACGAUCCCAUCCAUCUCCACCCACAUCAGAAUACUAUGGUCGCCAAACUGACCCAGUUGGCUUCGGCUCAGCGUACCUUGUCGCCAUUGACAUCGAUCGUUCCUCACACGGCCUGUCGAAGUUUACCACAUACUGUCAAGAACCCAUCCCUCUGUAAAUUGAAACACAAAAAAGUACCGAAACGACGCAUCAUCCGCCUUAGUGUGUCGACACCCACUAUCUAA
This is a messenger RNA of Radiomyces spectabilis, 1590 nucleotides long. RefSeq lists its product as uncharacterized. Gene Ontology annotation, molecular function: lipid binding. The record is from RefSeq and is a predicted model, not a curated record. Gene Ontology annotation, biological process: mitochondrion organization; phospholipid transport. The transcript is spliced from 3 exons. Gene Ontology annotation, cellular component: ERMES complex. Lineage: Eukaryota; Fungi; Mucoromycota; Mucoromycetes; Mucorales; Radiomycetaceae. The coding region runs from base 1 to 1590 and encodes 529 amino acids.